ACGGAUCAGAUGCCAUUCCCCUCGCUCAAUCCAAAGCGACAUCGACGAGACACCUCACCCAUGCCGCAAUCUCUCUCCCUCACCGGCUGUCGAGCGGGCCUUUGUGGGAGCUUGUUGCGAGAACUUGUUCCGGGAACUGCUCUCAGGAGAUGCGUUUCAAUCUUAUCUUCUCAACUCCGGAUCAUUCUUCCUCCUCGCAUAUCGCUCGCUCGUCGUCACUCAGUUCAUCCAUCCAUUUCCCGCCGCGCGAAGUCAAUUUUUGAGGCGCCUCAAAAAUAGACUCCUCCCGCAUGGAUUUUUUUAGGCGCCUCAAAAAUAGACUUCAUCCAUCCAUUUCCCGGCGCGCGAAGUCAACCUCAGGCUAGAAAUCCAUCCGUCAGUCCGACAUCGGCCCCGAUUCGAGAUUACGUUGCAGUAGUCCACGCGCCGUGUUCUUAUUGGCGGAACGCUCAGCUCUGCCAGAGAUCUAGCCAAUAGUCAGUCCGCUCUCAAGAUCUCUUUUCUCUCAAGAUCUAUUUCUUCUCAUAAUCUCUUUAGCCCGCAGUCCGGAUUGUUCAAGAAGGGGGAUUUGUUCACCGGAUCGCGCUGCAAUCACUAUGUACCCUAAGCUGCUCAACGAGCUUGCAUCGGCGCUCAACCUGGCGGCGGCCCCUCAGGGCGCCACCAUCGGCCCGACAGGACCCCCUCACCUGCAGACGUGGGAUUUUCAGGUCAGCUUCGGCUCGAAAACUUUCCGUGGGCUGCCCGAGUACUGGCAGAGGAUUUCUCGGGAGGAUUCGGGCAACGGCCCGGCGGAUCUGCUAGGGUUGAGGAAGAAAGACGCUGAGUUACUAGCCUACCGGGCAGCGUUUCGGAAUGCUAUUUUAGGAAACGUUUCCUGUCCUGGCGCGGAUCCCCCUGCUGAUGCCGCCCGCGUGGCGGAUCUGGCGAAAGAAAUCGCGAAGGCGAAUGCGAAGAUUCUGUUACAGAUCGACUGUAGCCGGAUGCUGGGAGAUCUGCCGCGUUAUUUUACUGUCAGGCAGGGCCCGUCGCACAAUCCUUCCUUUACAACUACCGUCGAGCUGCCCUUAAACUGGGGCAGAUUCACGGGCAGCCCGUGCCUGACCAAAACCCUGGCGGAAACGAGCGCGGCGUUUGAGGCGUGGUGGGGGGUUUUCUUGGUGGGGCUGUACGUGCGAGGGGGGGAGAGUGGAGUGCUCGUGGAGGUUUCAGCGGCAGUGGGAGAGCCCGAGAAUUCAGCUGGCGAAGGUGUUGGGGAGGUGGUGAAUGCAGCCGCAGAGGAGGAGGCAGCAGCAGCAGUUGCGGCAGCAGGAGCAGCGGCGGCAGCAGCAGCAGCAGCGGCAGCAGCAGCAGCAGCGGCAGCAGGAGCAGCAGCGGCAGCAGGAGCAGAAGAGGUGGGUGCAGCAGCCUUGGAAGAGGAGGUGGUUCCAGCAACAAUGGUGGCGGCUGCAGCACCAGCAGCGGCAGCAGAAGAGGCGGCAUCAGUAGCAGCAGCAGCUGCGGCGGAAGAGGAAGCAGCAGCAGCUGCUGCUGCGGCAGCGGCAGCAACAGCAGCAGCAGUAGCAGCAACAGCAGCAGCAGAGAAGGAAGCGGCAGCAGCAGCAGCAUCAACAGAGGGGAUGGGAGCAGCAGCAGGUGCGGGGGAGGCAGCAGCAGCAGCAGCAGCGGUGGCGGCGGCAGAGGAGGUGGCUGCAACAGGAGCAGGAGCAGAGGUAGGGGAAGCGCCGGCAGCAGCAGGAGCUCGAGCAGAGGAGGUGGUGCAGGAAGGUGCAGCAGCAGGGGCCAGGGGGCUGAUGGUAGCGAAGGAAGAAUAUGUGGAAGAGACUUCCAGGCAGCAAGACAUGGUUGCUGCUGCUCACCCCAAUGGUGCUGCGACUGGUGCGGCUGGUGGUGCUGCUGGUGCAACUGGUGCUGCUGGUGCUGCUGGUGGUGCUGGCGAUGCUGGCGUUGGUGCUCUUGUCCCGGCGGCAGAGUCUCCUGGUGGUGAUGUUACAGAGGCGAGGGUUGUCAGGAAGGGAGGGAAGCGCUCCUUCUCGGCUCUUCAAGGGUGCCGCAGGAGUGAGCGGGCCAGGUCCAGGAUGAAUUCUCCCGACCCGGCAGGGGAUGGUGCGGGGCACCUGUCAAAGGAGACGUGAUUUGGCAGGCGUUACAGCAUGCGGCUGGUAAGAGGCGAGGGAAGAGCGAAGCGCAUCUGACACAUGAGAUUUGAUGGGGGGGAUGCGCAGCUGUGGAAGAGAGCUUUGCGGUUGCGGCGUCGUGGUUUUUGGGAGUUCUAAAAAAUCACCUACAACAUAAUUGGCCUGUCAAAGUCAAACCAGAAGGAAUCAUUCCGACUUGGCAGGGGAUGGUGUUUGUGGAGGGAUGCACCCACAAGGCGAUGUGAUAGGGAUGGUGUGGUGUGCAGGUAUGGCAGAUAGUUCUGAGGGCGCCUGGGCUGGUGAAGAAAGACGGUACAGGUGUUUGUCCGGGAGUUAACUGCAACGAUGCUUUUGUACCAUGUGAAUAUAGUUGUGUAUGUACAUCUGGUAUGGCUUUUUAGCUAGUUUUGUCUCAUA
Closterium sp. NIES-67 is the source of this 2555-nucleotide messenger RNA. Lineage: Eukaryota; Viridiplantae; Streptophyta; Zygnematophyceae; Desmidiales; Closteriaceae. The record is from the annotation of a GenBank genome assembly.